AGUGUUCAGGAUCUCCCACUCUGGCUGGACAGAGGGUGGAGAAGGUUUCAACAGUGACCUCACCGAGCACACAGGCGCUGCCUCCAGCUCUCUAUACGACGCGCCGUCUUCGACUUCAGCACCUCUUUGACUGACAGUUUGCUGUGUCCCACCUGCGAUGGUCCGCUUGCCGUGGGUCCUCUUGGGCUGCACACUUCCAGUGGUCAAUAGCAAUGUGAUUUCAGCUCUGGGCGCGGUUCUCAGCCAUGGGGAGGUACGGGGACAACUUGCGCGCCUGAACGCGACUGUCGGUGGACGUCUGUACACAGCGAUCCCCUGGGAGCUGCCAUGUUUCUCCGAGUACAAUGGCGAGUCGGUUACGCCAGACGAGGACGCGUGCGCAGCGAUCCAGGCCAACUACACGUCCCCUUUCGAGCGCACGCAGCAUUUUGGCACGUACAUGAUAUCACAAUGGAGUACUUGUCAAGCAAAGCGGCCUGCUGGGGAGUGCCUGCUUAACGUUUCGAAUCCCGAGGACCCCGCAGCUUUCACUGGCGUUGACUGCGAGCUUGGUGAUAUCCCUUCGUACUACAUUGACGUUCAGUGCCCUACGGACGUGCAAGCUGCCAUAGCAUUUUCGAAGUUGACGGGUAUCCGAUUGUCUGUCAAGAACAAGGGACAUGACUACAAGGGCAGGUCAGGCGGCAAGGGCACUCUUGCGCUAUGGGUCGCAAAUCUGAACUCGAUAUCGCACGACGAGUUGUUCGUACCUGAAGGGUGCACGACCAGCUACGACGCUCUGACCAUUGGGCCCGGCGCGAAUACGGAAGACAUCUUCGAAUACGUUGACAGCAUCAACCGGACGUUCAUUGGCGGGUACCACCAAACCAUCGGCGCCGGAGGCGGCUACUUCCUCGGAGGCGGCCACAGCGUCCUCUCUCCUGUAUACGGGCUAGCUGCGGACCGCGUGGUCCAAGUCAAGGUCGUCACACCUGAGGGGCUCUACCUCGUUGCGAACGAAUGCCAGAACUCUGAUUUGUUCUUCUCACUCCGAGGGGGUGGCGGGAGCGCCUUUGGCGUGGUCUUCGAGUCUACACAUCGACUGGAGCCGCAGGUGACCCUGCAGGUCGCGUCCAUCGGCUUUACUGGCCAUUCAAACACGAGCAACCUCGCCCAGUGGUACAGCCUGCUGGUCAACGAGACAUACAAAUGGGGAACUGAAGGUUGGGGAGGCCACAUAACGGGCCCAGCGUUGAUCUACGUGACGCCCCUGCUCAGCAAUGCCGAGGCAAACGCGUCCAUGCAAGCAACCGCCGACUUUGCCCUCGCUCAGGGCGGCACAGCCGUCGUGGAGGAGAUGCCGUCCUACCUCGCUUUCUUCAGCAAGUACGUGCCCACAGCCGAAGUGGCUGUGGGCACGGAGAUCACGCUCGGCACGCGGCUGAUCUCGAGCGAGCUAUUCAACACGACGGACGGCCGGGCGGUGAUCGCGAAGACGAUCGAGAACGUGCUCUCGUUUACGAGCCCGUAUGUCGUCGUGGGCACGCCGUUUUUGUAUGACUACACUCCGGGCUCGACGAGCGUCACACCGGCGUGGUACGACUCUCUGUGGCAUCUGGGCUUGCAUGGUAGCUGGGCGUGGAACAGCACCGCAGAGUACAUCGCCGAUCAGUAUACGGCCAUUUCGCAGCACAUACAGACCUUCCGGGACAUCACCCCAGGCAGCGGAGCAUACUUCAACGAAGGAGACGUGUACGAGCCGGAUCACACCGAUGCGUACUGGGGCUCCAACUAUGCUAAGCUGCUCUCCGUGAAGCAGAAGUACGAUCCUGAUGGCGUUUUCGAUUGCUGGCAAUUCGGCUGGAAAGGAGCCUCAGAUCCGCUGUACGAGUGCUUCAUUCCACUGCCACAAUCAUGACUCGGACAAUACCCCACCGCCUGUUGGUGAACGUCUUAACGAAUCCCAGUAAAGGACGGAUAUCCUCGGACAGUCAAGGAAGGGCAACCUAUCUCAUUGUAAUCUAGUCUAUCUUUUGUUCGAAUUUCCGUAGCUUGGCAGCUGUGCAUC
Molecule: messenger RNA, 2047 nt
Organism: Rhodofomes roseus
Lineage: Eukaryota; Fungi; Basidiomycota; Agaricomycetes; Polyporales; Fomitopsidaceae
Product: FAD-binding domain-containing protein
Exons: 15
Coding region: 158-1897 (579 amino acids)
Molecular function (GO): FAD binding; oxidoreductase activity
Source: RefSeq, a predicted model, not a curated record